Trematosphaeria pertusa is the source of this 2676-nucleotide messenger RNA. RefSeq lists its product as uncharacterized. The coding region runs from base 186 to 2351 and encodes 721 amino acids. Lineage: Eukaryota; Fungi; Ascomycota; Dothideomycetes; Pleosporales; Trematosphaeriaceae. The transcript is spliced from 4 exons. Gene Ontology annotation, molecular function: DNA-binding transcription factor activity, RNA polymerase II-specific; zinc ion binding. Gene Ontology annotation, biological process: regulation of DNA-templated transcription. The record is from RefSeq and is a predicted model, not a curated record.
CAACAUCAUCCAGUCUCAGUCCCAGGUUAAAAGAGAUGCGAUUCCACUACUUCUCUCUCCUCUCUGCACCAUUCUAUCCUCCUUGACUCUGCUUCUCACUGCUACACAAGAGCCGGCCAACGCGAAUUUCUCUCAAAUCAAGCUGCAACCGUUACCGCUUAGCUCAACACUCUUGACGUACCAACAUGGAUACCAUAGGCCCGGAAAUGCUGCCAGAACUGCCAUCGCGGGGAUCGAAGAGGAAGCCCACACUCGGUGAGGCUCCAGUUACCAAGCGUCCGAGGAAGACAUCGCACGCAAUGCCAGCCGGGGUGUUCUCCUGCUUCACGCUGGACGGUAAGGACGCGAGUCUCCACCGGAGAUCCGCAUUCUCUCUUAAAAGGAAAGAGGAAGUCAGGGGCAUCAGGAAAAAAGGCGCUUGUCUGAGAUGUAGACUUCUCAAACGGGCUUGCUCGGGCGAAGAUCCAUGCAAGACAUGCAUUGCUGCUGCCAGGGCAGCAGCGAAUUCGAAGGCCUUGAUGUGGAUGGAGUGCAUCCGACCGUCUUUUCAGAUGAUGAACAUCUUCGACACAGGCCAUCAACUCCCUGGCGAAGCCCGCGUCAACGACAUAGUGAACAGUCUACUUGAUGACGACGUCUCCCUAGGUUUCCACAUUCCCUUCGCCCUCAACGUGGAAGCCGCAUCGUCUCACCUCGCUCGAUGGCUGUCUGACGAUGACUCGCCAUCUACAUUCAGUGUCGUCGGGAUCUUCUCCUGUAGCACGAAUACAAAUUUACUUCAGAACGCCCUGGAUCCUAGCCUUGGGAGGGACCUACGACUCUUCGUGCAUCUGACCACGUAUAUGUACACGACUGGGAUGGAGGGUGGCUACCAAGAGUACACUGAUGGGGAGAUCCAAUCCGUACGCGAUUGCGUGGGGCAUAGACUUCUGAUAUCGUUUGACGCGCUGCUCAGACCUACCGAGAUGGAAGCCUCCGGGGAUAAGCUUGGGAAGUUGAAGUCCUUAUUCCUAUUGUUGUUGGGCACUAUCGUGGGUUUGAGGUACACAUACCCAGAGGUGAUAGAGAAUCCUGGGCCAGGACGGUCCGCGCUUGAGUCGAAACAGGAGGCAUUACUGCGACUGCUGUGCCACUAUCUCAUCUACAUCGGCAAAGCCACCUCCCUCCUCGAGAAUUCGACUGACGAGAAGUCCCUCCUCACAAAGUGGAAAACCCAGUGGAACAAACCGGCGGAGUUCACGUGGCACCCCGCUAAAGGACUGGAAAUGCACUACCGGAUAGAGCCGCCCGCUGACUGGAUCGUCUCUUCCUCCGAGGAUGAAUCGUUGAGCAGCAUCGACAUUGAUCUUUCGGAAUUCGAUGGCAUCGAGCAAUUUACACAGAAUGCGGAUCUGCUGAAGUGCAACUCUUGCGGUAUGUUCUGGACCAGCUUGGAUGCGAAUGGCUUUUGCCAAAUCUGCCGGCCUGAUACGUCUAGUGAAGGCCCGCUCUUCCUGCAAUCACCAUUCCUUGAGGGCUUUGAUUUCAUUGAUAUCUUUGGGGCGAGCAGUCCGAAUAGUAACUUGGCUAACACCGAGUUGUCUUCCUCCUUCGACCACCAACCACUUCAACGCUUCUCAACGGCUUCACAGGAAUCACACAGCACCUGCCUUUCCUGUGAGAAGGUGAUUGAAGUCGGUAGCAACUUCUGCUCUCAAGCGUGUCGGCUAUGUUAUUCGGAGCACACGGAUGUUAUCGAUCCACAGACUCCCUCCAAGUUAGCGAUCGCCUACUCGCCGCUCACAGUUCCACCUAUUCCUCCGUCCCUUAAUGACAGCGCACGACCAGCUCAGGAACUAGGUCUAGCGCCGUCCGACCAAACAGCCAGCUACUGGUCCUCCGGCAACAACGCGGCUCCAGAAAUUUCCACUCAUUGGCUGGGGUUGGAAAAUGGAGGGGAGCAACCUCCCGACGCGGAACUAAGAGCGGAAAUGGAAGGGAAAGAGGAAAUAAUAGGCCGCUCUGUACCCGGACCUCAGCCCUCAAUCCUGUUGCCGUCUUCUGACCAUCUCCAAAGCUCUGCCAGCGCGGAAACUGACGGGCUUGACCCGAACUCACAACCACCCAUCCCGCCACCUACUCUCAGUCGCGCGAACAAUGGCCGUGCACCUGCAAAGCAGAAGAAAACAUACUUCUGUGACGCUUGUAAGGAUGAGAUGUUUCGCCCGCCAAAAAACUGGCAUUUCCAUCGGACGAAAUCUUCGGAUUAUAGGACCUGUGUAUGGUGCGGGUCCCCUACAUUCGACUACGAGUGCACCGGGAAUUGCCGGGAUGGUACGGAUAGGACAGGGAGGCUGAGACUACUCAUUUGAUGAAGACCUUUAACGAGCUUUCUCAUGCGGCUGCCAAUAUCUUGAUGUACUGAACGAGUUUCGUUGAAUUUCAUUUCGCCCAAUUCCUUCGUACAUUUCUCCACUUUGGUACUAGCAACAAGAGAAAUUAUGUUUCAUGAAUAGUCCUAUGUGAUCGGCCUUUACGCAUAGCCAACUUCCCUGCACCUCGCCUUCGCCUGGCUCAGCAACAUCACUACACCCAUUAGUCUCCUGCUUAUACACUCACUCUGCCCUCCCUUGUUCUACGUCACUCACGUGUUUUCUCCACACCAAUCAGGAUGGGUGAUAAGGCGCGAUCUCAGGC